Molecule: messenger RNA, 4157 nt
Organism: Mesoplodon densirostris (Blainville's beaked whale)
Lineage: Eukaryota; Metazoa; Chordata; Mammalia; Artiodactyla; Ziphiidae
Product: general transcription factor II-I repeat domain-containing protein 2
Exons: 15
Coding region: 1212-3911 (899 amino acids)
Cellular component (GO): nucleus
Source: RefSeq, a predicted model, not a curated record
CAGCAUAUAUCAUAAUGAGAAAAAAAUGCUUUUAAGAAGAUAUUUUCUACCAGUGAUGACCUAAGUAAGACUAAAGAUUGAUAACUUCACCUAAUACCAGAUUCUAUACUUUAGAUAAAGAGCUGAAUUUUUGGUUCAUUUGACACAGAGAUAGAUUUGCCGUGAAGUUAAUGGAGCUUAAAAGCUUCUGGGCACCUCCCUUGCACUGGCCACUUCCAUGGCCUUGGGGGAUCCUAGCAACACAUGCACAUAUGUUUUUGUAAAAUUUGCUAAAGUGAGAUCUUUCCACCACAUCAGUUAAGGUUGCUGUCUCCUAUUCUGCCUUCCUCUUUCUGUCACAAGCCCUGUGUUAACUUCCUCUUGCUGCUAUAACAAAUUACACAAACUUAGAGGCUUUAAACAUCACACAUUUAUCUGACAACGGUUCUGGAGUUCAGAAGGCAGAAAGUGGGUUUUACAGAGCUAAAAUCAAGGUGUCAACAGGCUGUAUUCCUUCUGGAGGCUCCCAGGGAGAAACUGUGCCUUGCCCUUUCCAGCUCCUCGGGCUGGAAUUCCUUGACUUGUGGUUCCUUCCAGCAAGGGCACCAAUGUGCCCUUGGAUUCCCUUGUCAUCCCCUUCUGCCUCCUUCUUUUUAUACUAGGAUCCUUGUGGUUUCAUUAGGGGACCCCUGUGGCCCCACCCAGAUAAUCAAGAUAAUCUCAUCUUGGGCUUCCCUGGUGGCCCAGUGGUUAAGAAUCCACCUGCCAAUGCAGGGGACACGGGUUCGAGCCCUGGUCCGGGAAGAUCCCACAUGCCGCAGAACAACUCAGCCUGUGGGCCACAACUACAGAACCUGCACUCUAGAGCCUGCGAGCCACAACUACUGAGCCCGCGUGCCACAACUACUGAAGCCUGCGUGCCUAGAGCCCAUGCUCUGCAACAAGAGAAGCCACUGCAAUGAGAAGCCCACACACAGCAACGAAACCCAAGGCAGCCAAAAAUAAAUAAAAUUAAAUUGAAAAAACCUUUAAUUAAAAAAAAAAAAGAUAAUCUCAUCUCAAGAUCCUAACUGCAAUCACAUCUGCAAAGUCCCUCUUGCCUGUAAGGUAACAUAACAGGCUCUGGGGAUUAGGACGUGGACAUCUUUAGAGGCCGUUAUUCUGCCCCCCGUAAGCCACUGUUUCAGUGUAAAGAACUGGCCAAGUCCAAGGCGGAAGUGGCCUGCAUUGCAAUGUAUGAAACAGACGUGUUUGUCGUUGGAACAGAGAAAGGACGUGCUUUUAUCAAUGCCAGAACGGAUUUGCAGAAGGAUUUUGCAAAAUACUGCAUUGCUGAAGGGCUGCAGGAGGUGAAACCCCCAGGCCCUGCCAGCGGGAUGCAGAUUGAUUCAGGAGAAACGGAAAUCCUCAGAAAAGCUGUCGAGGACUAUUUCUGCUUUUGUUACGGCAAAGCCUUGGGGACGACAGCGAUGGUGCCUGUUCCUUACGAGAAGAUGCUGACGGACCAGGCAGCCGUAGUGGUGCAGGGGCUCCCGGAAGGGGUCCCCUUUCAACACCCUGAGAACUAUGACCUUGCAACCCUGAAGUGGAUUUUGGAGAACAAAGCGGGGAUUUCAUUCCUUAUCAACAGACCCUUCCUGGGUCCCGUGAGUCAGCUAGGUGGGCCUGGGGUGGUAACAGAUGCUGAGAGAUCAGUGACAUCACCAAGUGAAAGCUGUGCCCCCAUCAAUGUGAAGACUGAACCCAUGGAAGAUUCUGGCAUUUCACCGAAAGCAACAGUUAUGUCAGUCAAGAAAGAAUCAGAAGAUCCUAAUUACUAUGAAUAUAGUAUGCAAGAGAGCCAUCAUUCUGCCAGCACUGAAGUAAUAGAAAUGGAAUUACCAGUGGAAGAUUCUACUCAGCUUGUCCCUUCAGAAAUGAGUGAGGACCCUGAAGCUGAGGUGAAAAUUGAAGGAAACACCAAUUCAUCCAAUAUUACAAAUUCUGCAGCAGGUGUUGAAGAUCUUAACAUCGUUCAGGUGACGAUUCCAGAUAAUGAGAAGGAAAGAUUAUCAAGCAUUGAAAAAAUAAAACAACUAAGAGAACAAGUCAAUGACCUCUUUAGCCGAAAAUUUGGUGAAGCAAUUGGAGUGGAUUUCCCUGUGAAAGUUCCCUACAGGAAGAUCACCUUCAACCCUGGCUGUGUGGUCAUCGACGGCAUGCCCCCGGGGGUGGUAUUCAAAGCCCCUGGCUACCUGGAAAUCAGCUCCAUGAGAAGGAUCUUGGAUGCCGCAGAAUUUAUCAAAUUCACAGUCAUCAGACCACUUCCCGGCCUUGAACUCAGCAAUGUGGGAAAAAGAAAGAUAGACCAAGAGGGCCGUGUAUUUCAAGAAAAGUGGGAGAGAGCGUAUUUCUUCGUGGAGGUGCAGAAUAUCCCUACGUGUUUAAUAUGCAAACAGAGCAUGUCUGUGUCCAAAGAAUACAACCUGAGACGCCAUUAUCAAACCAACCACAGCAAGCACUAUGACCAGUACACAGAGAAGAUGCGCGACGAGAAGCUCCAGGAGCUGAAGAAAGGGCUCAGAAAGUAUCUCUUAGGGUCAUCAGACAUCGUGUGUCCCGAGCAAAAACGAGUGUUUGCAAAUGUGAGUCCAAGGGAAAACUCUGCCGUCCAGCCCAUAGAAGACAUGGCUGGGAACUUAUGGGAGAAAUUACGUGAAAAAAUCAGAUCAUUUGUGGCCUAUUCUAUUGCCAUCGACGAGAUCACAGAUAUAAAUAACACCACCCAGUUGGCCAUAUUCAUCCGGGGCGUUGAUGAGAAUUUUGAUAUAUCAGAAGAACUUUUGGAUACGGUGCCCAUGACGGGGACAAAAUCUGGAAAUGAGAUCUUUUUGCGUGUUGAGAAAAGUCUUAAAAAGUUUAAUAUCGACUGGUCGAAAUUAGUAAGCGUGGCCUCAACUGGCACUCCUGCGAUGGUAGAUGCCAACGAUGGGCUGGUCACAAAACUCAAGUCCAAGGUGGCGACGGCUUGCAAGGGUUCAGAUCUGAAGUCCGUUUGUUGCAUUAUUCACCCGGAAUCGCUCUGUGCUCAAAAGUUAAAGAUGGACCACAUCAUGAGCGUGGUAGUAAAUGCCGUGAACUGGAUCUGCUCCCGUGGACUGAACCACAGCGAGUUCACGACUUUGCUCUAUGAGCUGGACAGCCAAUACGGCAGCCUUCUAUACUACACGGAGAUUAAGUGGCUCAGCCGCGGGCUGGUGCUGAAGAGGUUCUUUGAAUCGUUGGAAGAAAUUGACUCCUUCAUGUCUUCCAGAGGCAAGCCCCUGCCUCAGCUGAGCUCUCAAGAUUGGAUCAAAGACUUGGCCUUCUUGGUGGACAUGACUAUGCAUCUGAACACGUUGAAUAUCUCUCUCCAAGGGCAUUCCCAAAUCGUGACACAGAUGUACGACUUGAUUCGGGCGUUCUUGGCUAAACUGUGCCUCUGGGAGACUCAUUUGGCCAGGAAUAACCUGGCCCACUUUCCCACCCUGAAAUUGGUUUCCAGAAACGAAAGCGAUGGGCUGAACUACAUUCCCAAAAUCAUGGAGCUGAAGACGGAAUUCCAGAAAAGGCUGUCUGAUUUCAAACUCUACGAAAGUGAACUGACCCUGUUCAGCUCCCCUUUCUCCAUGAAGAUCGAGAGCGUCCAGGAAGCGCUCCAGAUGGAGGUGAUUGAUCUGCAGUGCAACACGGUCCUGAAAACCAAAUACGACAAGGUUGGAAUACCAGAAUUCUAUAAAUACCUCUGGAGCAGCUAUCCCAAGUACAAAACCCACUGUGCCAAGAUUCUCUCCAUGUUCGGGAGUACCUACAUUUGUGAACAGCUCUUUUCCAUUAUGAAACUGAGUAAAACUGAGUACUGCUCCCAGUUGAAGGACUCCCAGUGGGAUUCUGUACUCCACAUCGCGACGUGAUGAAACACACUCCCGCAGGAUCCCGUGGGCUGGAAGCCUAGAAUCCUCUAGGCCCGAGGGGUUGCAAGAUGAGAAAAUGAGUUAUUAAAUAUAUCUGUUUUUGCCCACUUUGACUCGGAAAUGUCAUUUGCAGUUAUCAUACUUGUUUGUAUGACAUUUUAUGUUUCCCCACAGCCCAGUAAAAAUCAAGAAAGUUUUAUUGUAUUUCUAGUAGUUGACUCUUCUUAUGCCUGGCCUGUUUCAUUC